GUGCGCCACUGUCCAGCUGCUCAUUGGCAUCUGGUCUGGCCUCUCCUGUUCUGGCCAUGUUAAGCCUUAGUUCCUGUGACUAUGGGUGGGUUUCCAUGGCAUUGGCAACUAACAUCGUUACCUACAGGUUGUCGUUGAAAACUUAAGUGUUGGGGAAGUAGUAGGCAGUGGGCAAUCGCAAGUGCUAAGGUGUUUCUCCCAUUCUUGUGACAUUUGUAGCCUCCUUACAUUGGGGUGGGAUAUUCUAAACCAAAGCACACCUGUCUACAGACAUAGACUCUCCGAAAGGUAUUAAACACAUAACAUGACCCGAGCUCAGUGAACUGGCAAGCUCACACAGUGGGGCUGCCUGCGCACAGUAGGCAGGAGAAGACUGCUGUCAGCUUUUAGUUUGCAUGUCUCAGGUUGAGAUUAGUACGGCAAAAAGAAGUCGUCUCUAACUUCUGCUUUCCGUUCCAAACGGAGGAAAUCACCACACCAAAUACAGGGGGGAAAAGUAGCCUCACAAAGGCUCCAAAGCUGUUCUCGUUGAAUAUCACUUGAGGCCUCCAGGGGGCAGCACCAAGGCGGAGCCCGGGACUGAGAUCCCUCUGUCCUCUUGGUCGGGGCUCCCCACGGCUCCCCUCCCACCACCCCUCCCAUUCCGUCCAACUUUAUUUUUAGCUGCCAGUGGGAGGGGGCAGGAUUGGAGGGAAAAGUAAAGAAAACAGCGAAGGAGAGGGACAGAGAGGCGCAGAGGGCUUCUUGGACAAGACCGGACAAGCAGGCAUGGCGCGCCUCCCCGUCCCUCACCUGUUCGUGCCCCUGGUGAUGCUGACAGGUCUCUGCUCCCCCUUUAAUCUGGAUGAGCAUCACCCACGCCUGUUCACAGGGCCACCGGAGGCCGAAUUUGGAUACAGCGUCUUACAGCAUGCUGGGGGUGGACAGCGAUGGAUGCUGGUGGGCGCCCCUUGGGAUGGGCCUUCAGGUGACCGGCGGGGGGAUGUUUACCGCUGCUCUAUAGGGGGACCCCACAAUGCCCCAUGUGCCAAGGGCCACCUGGGUGACUAUCGACUGGGAAAUUCCUCUCAGCCUGCUGUGAACAUGCACCUGGGCAUGUCUCUGCUAGAGACAGAUGAUGACGGGGGAUUCAUGGCCUGUGCCCCGCUCUGGUCUCGCGCCUGUGGCAGCUCUGUCUUCAGUUCUGGAAUAUGUGCCCGUGUGGAUGCUUCAUUCCGGCCCCAGGGAAGCCUGGCACCCACUGCCCAACGCUGUCCUACAUACAUGGAUGUCGUCAUUGUUUUGGAUGGCUCCAAUAGUAUCUACCCCUGGUCUGAAGUCCAGACUUUCCUUCGGAGGCUGGUAGGGAGACUGUUCAUUGAUCCGGAGCAGAUACAGGUCGGGCUGGUCCAGUACGGGGAGAGCCCUGUGCAUGAGUGGUCCCUGGGAGAUUUCCGAACCAAGGAAGAAGUAGUGAGAGCAGCCAGGAACCUCAGUCGGCGGGAGGGACGAGAAACAAGAACGGCCCAAGCAAUCAUGGUGGCCUGCACAGAAGGGUUCAGUGAGUCCCGGGGGGGCAGACCCGAGGCUGCCAGGCUGCUGGUGGUUGUCACUGAUGGCGAAUCCCAUGAUGGAGAGGACCUUCCAGCAGCACUAAAGGCCUGCGAGGCUGGGAAAGUAACACGUUACGGGAUUGCGGUCCUUGGUCACUAUCUCCGGCGACAGAGAGACCCUAGCUCUUUUCUUCGGGAAAUCAGAGACAUCGCUAGUGAUCCAGACGAGCGAUUCUUCUUCAACGUCACAGAUGAGGCCGCACUGACAGACAUUGUGGACGCACUGGGAGACCGGAUUUUUGGUCUUGAAGGGUCCCGUGGAGAAAAUGAAAGCUCCUUUGGGCUAGAAAUGUCUGAGAUUGGCUUCUCCACCCACCGGCUACAGGAUGGGAUUCUCUUUGGGAUGGUGGGGGCCUACGACUGGGGGGGCUCGGUGCUAUGGCUUGAAGAAGGUCGCCGCCUCUUCCCCCCACGAACGGCCCUGGAAGAUGAGUUUCCCCCUGCACUGCAGAACCACGCAGCCUACCUGGGUUACUCUGUUUCCUCCAUAAAUCUGCCGGGUGGACGGCGCCUCUUUCUCUCGGGGGCACCGAGGUUUAGACAUCGAGGAAAGGUCAUAGUCUUCCAGCUAAAGAAAGAUGGGUCUCUGAGGGUCACCCAGAGCCUCCAGGGGGACCAGAUUGGCUCGUACUUUGGCGGUGAGCUGUGCCCACUGGAUACAGACAGUGACGGAAUAACUGAUGUCUUACUUGUGGCGGCCCCCAUGUUUCUGGGUCCCCAGAACAAAGAGACCGGACGUGUUUACGUGUAUGUGGUGGGCCAGCAAAGUCUGCUGAUGCUCCAAGGAACCCUUCAGCCAGAACGCCCCCAGGAUUCUCGAUUUGGCUUUGCCAUGGCUGCUCUUCCUGACCUGAACCAAGAUGGUUUCGCUGAUGUGGCUGUGGGGGCACCCCUGGAGGAUGGGCACCAGGGAGCGCUAUACCUGUAUCAUGGAGCCCAGAAUGGGAUCAGGCCCCAUCCUACCCAGCGGAUCGCUGCUAGAUCCAUGCCACAGGCCCUCCGCUACUUCGGCCGAAGCGUGGACGGCCGGUUAGAUCUGGAUGGAGAUGAUCUCGUGGACGUUGCUGUGGGUGCCCAUGGGGCAGCCAUCCUGCUCAGCUCCCAGCCCAUCAUACACCUGCUUCCAAGCCUGGAUGUGAUGCCGCCGCACAUCAGCGUCGUUCAGAAGGACUGUAGGCGAAGAGGCCAGGAAGCAGCCUGCCUGACAGCAGCCCUGUGCUUCCAAGUGACCUCUCACACUCCAGGGCGUUGGGACCGCAGGUUCUACAUACGCUUCUCAGCAUCACUGGAUGAGUGGACAGCCGGGGCGCGUGCAGCGUUCGAUGGCUCUGGCCAGCGGCUGUCCCCGAGACCGCUCCAGCUCACUGUAGGGAAUGUCACCUGUGAACGGCUGCACUUCCACGUGCUGGAUACGUCGGAUUACCUCCGGCCAGUGGCCUUGACUGUGACUUUUGCCUUGGACAACACCACCAAGCCAGGACCUGUGCUGGAUGAGGGAUCGUCCACCUCUGUCCAAACACUGGUCCCCUUCUCAAAAGACUGUGGCCCUGACAAUGAAUGUAUCACAGACCUGGUGCUUCAAGCUGAUAUGGACAUCAGAGGCUCCAGGAAGUCUCCAUUUGUGGUUCACGGCGGCCGGCAGAAACUGCUGGUGUCAGCAACCCUGGAGAACAAGAAGGAAAAUGCCUACAACACUAGCCUGAGUCUCAGGUUCUCUAGAAACCUCCACCUGGCCAGUCUUACUCCUCAGAGGGCCAAAUCGGUGAAGGUGGAAUGUUCGGUCCCUUCUCCCCACGCCCGGGUGUGCAUCGUGGGCCACCCAGUCUUCCAGGCGGGGGCCAAGGUGACCUUUCUGCUAGAGUUCGAAUUUAGCUGCACCUCGCUCCUGAGCCAGGUCUUGGUGAGGCUGACUGCCAGUAGCGGUAGCCUGGAGAAGAACGAGACCCUUCCAGAUAACGCAGCCCAGACCUCUGCCCACAUCCGGUACGAGCCUCAGCUCCUGUUCUCUAGCGAGUCCACUCUGCAUCGAUACGAGGUUCACCCUUACAGAACUCUCCCAGCGGGUCCUGGCCCUGAAUUCAAAACCACUCUCAGGGUUCAGAACCUUGGCUGUCACGUGGUCAGUGGCCUCAUCAUCUCAGCCCUCCUUCCCGCGGUAGCCCACGGGGGCGAUUACUUCCUGUCGUUAUCUCAGGUCAUCAGUAGCAACGCAAGCUGCACGGUGCAGAACCUGACUGAGCCCCCAGGGCCCCCUGUGCACCCAGAGGAACUUCGGCACACAGACCGACUGAACGGGAGUAACAGCCGCUGCCAGGUAGUGAGGUGCCGCCUUGGACAGCUGGCAAAGGGGACUGAGAUCUCUGUUGGACUGCUGAGGCUGGUCCACAACGAGUUCUUCCGGAGGGCCAAGUUCAAGUCGCUGACAGUGGUCAGCACCUUCACGUUAGGAACCGAGGACGGCAGCGUCCUGCAACUGCCAGAGGCCUCCUCCUGGAGUGAGAGCCUGCUGGAGGUGAUUCAGACGCACACCACCCCCAUCUCCCUGUGGAUCCUCGUGGGCAGUGUCCUGGGAGGGCUGCUCCUGCUGGCGCUCCUGGUCUUCUGCCUCUGGAAGGUGAGCCCAGCUUUUGUGGGUGGUGGGAGCAUUGUGCCCACAGUUUGGAGCAUCUUACUGUCGAGAAAAGCAGCCUGUAUGCUGGGCAGUUAAACAGGCCGGGGGUGUUAUGUUUGGACGUCCUUCACUCUAGUCCACAGACGUUGCCGGAGUCAAACCAAGCCAAAGAAAAUAAAAUUGAAUCCCGUUUUUGGGAGCAGAACAAA
This is a messenger RNA of Peromyscus maniculatus bairdii (prairie deer mouse), 4412 nucleotides long. NCBI's taxonomy places the organism in Eukaryota, Metazoa, Chordata, Mammalia, Rodentia, Cricetidae. The record is from RefSeq and is a predicted model, not a curated record.